UUAGGCUGUAAUUAGGGGAUCUGGUAGGAGAACUUUCCUGGUGACGCUUUGCUUUUCUUCUGCUCUUAGUGAGAAAGUACCUCCUUCUUCCUAGGAUCAGGACCUCUGCCAUCCAGAGCCACAAAGAGACAUUCUACGCGCCCGCGCGCACACGGACACACACACACACACACACACACACACACACACACACAACACAUGCGCAUUCACACUCUCCCAGAGACAAACUUAAGGUGAGGGAAAGAGCUCUAGCUUCACUUGAUCUCCAGGUUCCAACAUCAGCAGGACUUGAGAGCAUCUAAUCUUCUGGAUUUCAGGACAAGUGAAGAAGAUUCUUUGGGUUUUAUAAAGAUGAAGAACCUACUUCUUCUGGUGCUGAUCUCAAUGUGCUGGGCUGAUCAUCACUCAGACAGCUACACUCAGAAUUAUGACAGAGUUAUUCACAUCCAAGCAGAAAAUGGCCCUCGCCUACGUGUGGAAGCUGAGCAAGCCAAGGUGUUCUCCCACAGAGGUGGCAAUGUUACACUGCCAUGUAAAUUUUAUCGAGACCCAAGAGCAUUUGGCUCAGGAACCCACAGAAUCCGAAUUAAGUGGACCAAGCUGACUGCCGAUUACCUCAAGGAAGAGGAUGUGUUUGUCUCCAUGGGAUACCAUAAGAAAACCUUUGGAUACUAUCAGGGUAGAGUGUUUUUAAAGGGUAGCAGUGACAAUGAUGCUUCUCUGGUAAUCACAGAUCUCACCCUGGAGGACUAUGGGAGAUAUAAAUGUGAGGUGAUUGAAGGAUUAGAAGAUAAUACUGCUGUGGUAGCAUUAGAGUUACAAGGUGUGGUGUUCCCUUACUUUCCUCGACUGGGGCGCUACAAUCUCAAUUUCCAUGAGGCCAGGCAGGCCUGUCUAGACCAAGAUGCUGUGAUUGCCUCCUUCGACCAGCUGUACAAUGCGUGGCGAGGUGGGCUGGAUUGGUGCAAUGCAGGCUGGCUCAGCGAUGGAUCUGUGCAAUACCCCAUCACAAAACCCAGAGAGCCCUGCGGAGGCCAGAACACAGUGCCUGGUGUCAGGAACUACGGGUUUUGGGAUAAAGAUAAAAGCAGAUAUGAUGUUUUCUGUUUUACAUCCAACUUCUAUGGUCGUUUUUACUACCUGAUCCACCCCACCAAGCUGACCUACGAUGAAGCGGUGCAAGCUUGUCUCAAUGAUGGUGCUCAGAUUGCGAAAGUGGGCCAGAUAUUUGCUGCCUGGAAACUUCUUGGCUACGACCGCUGCGAUGCGGGCUGGUUGGCAGAUGGCAGUGUCCGCUACCCCAUCUCGAGGCCAAGAAGGCGCUGCAGUCCCACCGAGGCUGCCGUGCGCUUUGUAGGUUUCCCAGAUAAAAAGCAUAAGCUGUAUGGUGUCUACUGCUUCAGAGCAUACAACUGAGUGUGCCUCUAGUUCACAUCAGUUUUCAAGUCAGAGAAACAUGUGAAAAAGGUUUUUUUGUUUUGUUUUGUUUUCAAUAUGAACUCAUGCAAGUUACCAAAACUGUGAUAUCCCUUUUCUACUUACUGUAAAGAGUCAUUUUCAUAAAGACCAAUUCAUUAAUUUGUUUUUGUAAAGCUAGCAUUCAAUAUAUAUUUUAAAUUAAUAUAAUUUUAAGGGAAGUGCUUCAUAAGGAGGCUUUAGAGACAAACUGUUUAAGCUACAUCAUCCCAACAAGUAUUCUUUUGUGACUGGGGCAUGCAAUAAAUAGCUUGAGGAUCCUUAAGGUUAUAAUUAAGGAAAAUAAAGUUACUCAGAGCAGCAGCUUCCACAAGCACAAAUUUUACACAUUUGUAUAAUUUUGAAAUGCAUGACAAUACAUAAAUUAGAACAAAGUGAUUUGAAGUAUAUGCUUCUUUACAUAAGCUGAGAUCCUGAGAGGUUGCACUAAACUCAGUUUCAAAGGGAACAAUCUAUACUUUUCUAAAAGCCAUCGUAUCAAGUCUCCAGUAAAUGGAAUGUCUUACUCUUUAAAAUCCUGCCUUUUUGACCAAAAA
Molecule: messenger RNA, 2012 nt
Organism: Chrysochloris asiatica (Cape golden mole)
Lineage: Eukaryota; Metazoa; Chordata; Mammalia; Afrosoricida; Chrysochloridae
Gene: HAPLN1
Product: hyaluronan and proteoglycan link protein 1
Exons: 5
Coding region: 352-1416 (354 amino acids)
Biological process (GO): cell adhesion
Molecular function (GO): hyaluronic acid binding
Source: RefSeq, a predicted model, not a curated record